AUGAUAAAAGAUGGUAUUAUUAAUAUUUUAACAUUUAGAAUGUCGCAAUCAUGUUUCUAAAUGUUCAGUCUUUUAUACAAGUAUUAAAAUGUGUUUUCACAAUUUUUGUUGUGAAUCUAAAGAUUUCCUUUAUCUUGUUUUAUCGGCUGGUGUAAUAAUUUCAUAUUUUUUUGAAUAACGAUUUUAAUAAGAAGAUAUAGGUGGUAAAGUAUUUAUACUCUUUUGUGUAACUUUUUGGGAUUUAUUACUUGUUACUCUAGGGUUUAUUAUAGAAAUGCCAAGAAGAAUUAGAUAAUAUUAUAAAAUGAGAGCCUUACAUAGAAGAGCAACUAGAUUAUAAUUCUUAGAUUUGUAAAGAUAAGUAUAAUCUUUGGGGGAUAAUAAUUUAGAGGGUUAAUAAGGAUUGUAUAUAGAUUUAUUACAUCAUGAUUUAAUAGUUGAUUAGAAUAAUGAAUAAAGACAAAAUGGUUUUUAAGGAUAAAAUGCUAUAAAUGCUGAAGAUGAAUAAGUCUAAUGUUAAAUAUGUUUUGAAGAUAUGAAUGAGAAUACCAAUAUUUAAUAAUUAUAAUGCCAUCCAUCUCAUAUAUUCCAUUCUGACUGUAUUACUAGUUGGUUUUAAAGAAAAGUAUAAUCUUAUAAAUUACUUAGCGUUAAGAAAAUUUAGUUCCUAGUUGCCCUAUUUGUAGAGCACCAUAAAAUAGAUGA
Messenger RNA from Paramecium primaurelia, 705 nucleotides. Lineage: Eukaryota; Ciliophora; Oligohymenophorea; Peniculida; Parameciidae. The record is from the annotation of a GenBank genome assembly.